CUCCAGCUGAUCCAGUUGUCCCCUCUUCUCCUCCAGCUGAUCCAGUUGUCUCCUCUUCCCCUCCAGCUGAUCCAGUUGUCUCCUCUUCCCCUCCAGCUGAUCCAGUUGUCUCCUCUUCCCCUCCAGCUGAUCCAGUUGUCUCCUCUUCCCCUCCAGCAGAUCCAGUUGUCUCCUCUUCCUCCUCCAGCUGAUCCACUUGUCCCCUCUUCCCCUACAGCUGAUCCAGUUGUCUCCUCUUCUCCUCCAGCUGAUCCAGUUGUCUCCUCUUCUCCUCCAGCUGAUCCAGUUGUUUCCUCUUCCCCUGAAUGACCCCCAAGGAUGGAGAAGGACAGGAAUGAGAUGACUAAGAGAAUAUUACACUUCACCUUGGAGAUCCUCCACCUGCUGACCGGAGAGGAUUACACCAUAGUGAAGAAGACAUCGGGGGAGUGUGUGGCCCCCAGCAGCCAUCUCCAUGAAUCAGGAGGACAAUGCAGGGCCCGGGGCCCCAUCACGGAGCCUCCACCUCACUCACUGAUACAUGAGGAGAAGAUCCUAGAACUCAUACACAGGAUCACUGAGCUGCUUACUAGAGAGGUUCCUAUAAGGUGUCAGGAUGUGGCGGUCUAUUUCUCCAUGGAGGAGUGGGAGUAUGUAGAAGGACACAAGGAUCUGUACCAGGACAUAGUCAUGAUGGAGGAUCACCGGCCCCUCACAUCACAAGGUGGAGUCAUUGAUAGAAAUAUUCCCGAGAGGUGUCCCCGCCCUCUGUAUUCCCAGGACUGUUCAGAGGGAAAUGUCCCAGAGAACCAUCAGGGUGAAGAUCUGAUGGAUAUUAAAGUUAAGGUUAUAGAUGAAGAAGAGGAAGAGACGGGUGUCAUGGCCGAUCAGCAGUAUGGAGUCAUGGAUAGAAAUCCACCCGAGAGGUGUCCCCGCCCUCUGUAUUCCCAGGACUUUCCAGAGGGAAAUGUCCCAGAGAAGCAUCAGGGGGGAGAUCUGACUAAUAAUAAAGUGGAGGAUGAAGAAGAGAGGAUGAGGGGCCAUCACCCGUGUAUGAGGGAAGUGAAGGAGGAAAUUCCAGGAGGUGUUACCCCAGAAAAUCCCAGUAAAAAUCUUAUGUUAUGGCUAAAUUAUAACGUAGAAGAUGAAGAUAUUAUAGAGCACUCUAGAGAAAACGCCAUCACCCUCAAUGUCCAUCCAGGACUCUACAAGACAGAUCUGUCGUAUAAUCCUCCUGACCCACCACAGAGUUCUACCACAAGGACAGAUCUAUCAUAUAAUCCUUACCCACCACAGAGUGCUACCACAAGGACAGAUCUUUCAUAUAAUCCUUACCCACCACAGAGUGCUACCACAAGGACAGAUCUAUCAUAUAAUCCUUAUCCACCACAGAGUGCUACCACAAGGACAGAUCUGUCAUAUAAUAAUCCUGGCCGACCACAGAGUGCUACCACAAGGACCGAUCUACCAUAUAAUAAUCCUUACCCACCACAGAGUGCUACCACAAGGACCGAUCUAUCAUAUAAUCCUCCUGACCAACCACAGGGUGCUACCACAAGCACAGAUCUAUCAUAUAAUCCUUACCCACCACAGAGUGCUACCACAAGGACCGAUCUACCAUAUAACAAUCCUUACCCACCACAGAGUGCUACCACAAGGACAGAUCUACCAUAUAACAAUCCUUACCCACCACAGAGUGCUACCACAAGGACAGAUCCGUCAUAUAAUCCUCCUGACCAACCACAGGGUGCUACCACAAGCACAGAUCUAUCAUAUAAUCCUUACCCACCACAGAGUGCUACCACAAGGACCGAUCUACCAUAUAACAAUCCUUACCCACCACAGAGUGCUACCACAAGGACCGAUCUACCAUAUAACAAUCCUUACCCACCACAGAGUGCUAUCACAAGGACAGAUCUGUCAUAUAAUAAUCCUGACCGACCACAGAGUGCUACCACAAGGACAGAUCUGUCAUAUAAUAAUCCUGACCGACCACAGAGUGCUACCACAAGCACAGAUCUAUCAUAUAAUCCUUACCCACCACAGAGUGCUAGCACAAGGACCGAUCUACCAUAUAAUAAUCCUUACCCACCACAGAGUGCUAUCACAAGGACAGAUCUGUCAUAUAAUCCUCCUGACCGACCACAGAGUGCUACCACAUGGACAGAUCAGAAAAGGAUUCAAUGUGAUGAAUGUGGAAAAGAGUUUACUAGAAGGUCAAGUCUUUUCAUACACAAACGAAUUCACACAGGAGAGAAGCCCUAUUCAUGCUUAGUAUGUGGAAAAUGCUUUAUUACUAAAGGCAAACUAGGCAAUCAUCAGAGAAUUCACACAGGGGAGAAGCCAUAUUCAUGUUCAAUAUGUGGGAAAAGUUUUACAAAUAGAUCAGAUCACGUUAGACAUGAGAGAGUUCACACAGGAGAGAAGCCGUAUUCAUGUUCAGAAUGUGGAAAAUGUUUUAUUACUAAAGACAAACUCAAGGUUCAUCAGAGAAGUCAUCCAGUAGAGAAACCAUUUACAGGUUCAGAAUAUUCUACAGAAAACUCAAGUCUUGUUUUACAUGGAAGACUUCACAUGACUGAGAAGCCAUAUUCAUGUUCAGACUGUGGAAAAUGUUUUUCCAAAAAAUCUAAUCUUCUCAGACAUGGCAAAAGUCACACAGAAGAGACAUUUGCAUGUGCUGAAUGUGGAAAAUGUUUUAAAGAUAACUCAAAUCUUCUUAGACAUGAAAGAAGUCACACAGGGGAAAAUCUGUUUUCAUGUUCAGAAUGUGGGAAAUAUUUUACAGAUAAAGCGCAUCUUGCUAGACAUGAGAGAAGUCACACAGGGGAGAAACCGUUUCCAUGUUCAGAAUGUGGGAAAUGUUUUGUUACUAAAGACAAACUUGAAGUUCAUGAGAAAAUUCACACAGGAGAGAAGCCAUUUGCAUGUUCAGAAUGUGGGAAAUGUUUUAUUACUAAGGACAAACUUGAGGCUCAUGAGAGAAUUCACACAGGAGAAAGACCGUAUUCAUGUUCAGUAUGUGGGAAAUGUUUUACUAAAAAAUCUAAUCUUGUUGCACACGAGAGACGUCACACCCCAAAAAAGAUGCUUUGAUGUUCAGAAUGUGGGAGAUGUUUUAUUACUGAAGCCAAACAUACAUACUCUGAGAAGGCACAUGUUACAAAGAAAUUAUAUUUUAAAACUCGUGAGAGAAUUCACAGAGAAUAAAUUAUUCUUGUUUAGCCUAUGGAAAAUGAUACAAAAA
This is a messenger RNA of Hyla sarda, 3226 nucleotides long. RefSeq names its product zinc finger protein 768-like. Gene Ontology annotation, biological process: regulation of transcription by RNA polymerase II. The record is from RefSeq and is a predicted model, not a curated record. NCBI's taxonomy places the organism in Eukaryota, Metazoa, Chordata, Amphibia, Anura, Hylidae. Gene Ontology annotation, molecular function: RNA polymerase II cis-regulatory region sequence-specific DNA binding; DNA-binding transcription factor activity. The coding region runs from base 319 to 3075 and encodes 918 amino acids. The transcript has 8 exons.